This is a messenger RNA of Myotis davidii, 830 nucleotides long. RefSeq names its product methionine synthase-like. Lineage: Eukaryota; Metazoa; Chordata; Mammalia; Chiroptera; Vespertilionidae. The transcript has 5 exons. The record is from RefSeq and is a predicted model, not a curated record. Bases 303 to 830 code for a protein of 175 amino acids.
GCCCGUGCUUCCCCCGUGACCGUGUGCGGUGCACAUCUUUCAUUGCAUUAGGCGUGGUCAUAACGCAGUGACCAAGUGUUGGGGCAGCGUUUUUGUAACGCUGCGGAGCUGUGAGCACAUCUUUGAUGAGCCCUCCCUACUCCCUAUUGUGAAUGGUUAUCGAGGACUCCACACCCUCUCUCCACACAUCCCCCUCACCCCGGUCCCCUUCAUUUUUUUAAAGUCACACGUUGCCUUUCUUUAAAGCGGGCGUGAAGAGACCCCUGCAGGCCGAGAUCGAGGCCGUCCUGCGGGAGAGGAUCAUGGUCCUGGAUGGCGGGAUGGGGACCAUGAUCCAGCGGCACAAGCUGAGCGAAGCGGACUUCCGAGGCCAGGAAUUUAAGGACCACGCCCUGCCGCUGAAAGGCAACAACGACAUCCUGAGUAUAACUCAGCCCGACGUCAUUUAUCAAAUCCAUAAGGAUUACCUGCUGGCUGGGGCUGAUAUCAUUGAAACAAACACUUUUAGCAGCACUAACGUUGCCCAAGCUGACUAUGGCCUGGAGCACUUGGUCUACCGGAUGAACAAGUGCUCUGCGGCCGUGGCCAGGAAAGCGGCCGAGGACGUCACCCUCCAGACAGGAAUUAAGAGGUUUGUGGCAGGAGCGCUGGGCCCAACUAAUAAGACGCUCUCUGUGUCCCCAUCCGUGGAAAGACCAGAUUUCAGGAACAUCACUUUUGAUGAGCUCGUUGAGGCGUACAAAGAGCAGGCCCAAGGGCUCCUAGACGGUGGGGUCGAUAUCUUACUCGUUGAAACUAUUUUUGAUACUGCCAAUGCCAAGGUGAGUUAA